Molecule: messenger RNA, 1160 nt
Organism: Drosophila obscura
Lineage: Eukaryota; Metazoa; Arthropoda; Insecta; Diptera; Drosophilidae
Product: serine/threonine-protein phosphatase 4 catalytic subunit
Exons: 3
Coding region: 185-1108 (307 amino acids)
Biological process (GO): peptidyl-serine dephosphorylation; double-strand break repair via homologous recombination
Cellular component (GO): nucleus; cytoplasm
Molecular function (GO): protein serine/threonine phosphatase activity
Source: RefSeq, a predicted model, not a curated record
AUUUUUUUUACAAGAACGUGAGUGCGAGUUCCCACAGCCAAACAACAAUAAAAGGAUUGUUGAGAUUGCUCCGCGCAACUCCCCGGAAAGAGAGCGCCAUAACCCAGGGACGCCUGUGCCUGUGCCGUGACUGAUACCACUCAUUCCCGCAGACGCCGACGCCAACCCCCCCAACGGCAGCAAAAUGUCGGACUACAGCGACUUGGACCGCCAAAUUGAGCAACUGAAACGCUGUGAAAUCAUCAAAGAGAAUGAGGUGAAGGGCUUGUGCGCCAAGGCUCGCGAAAUUCUCGUUGAGGAGGGUAACGUACAGCGUGUGGACUCCCCAGUGACGGUGUGCGGUGACAUACACGGCCAGUUCUACGAUUUAAAGGAACUGUUCAAGGUGGGCGGCGAUGUGCCCGAGAAGAACUACCUAUUCAUGGGUGACUUUGUGGACCGUGGGUACUACAGCGUUGAAACAUUCCUGCUCCUGCUGGCCCUUAAAGUGCGCUAUCCGGAUCGCAUCACAUUGAUACGCGGCAAUCACGAAUCUCGCCAGAUCACCCAGGUGUAUGGCUUCUACGAUGAGUGUCUUCGCAAAUAUGGCUCCACAGCCGUGUGGCGCUACUGCACGGAGAUCUUUGACUACCUCAGCCUGUCGGCCAUCAUUGACGGCAAGAUAUUCUGCGUCCACGGCGGACUCUCGCCCUCCAUUCAGUAUUUGGAUCAGAUCCGUAGCAUCGAUCGCAAGCAGGAGGUACCCCACGACGGACCCAUGUGCGAUCUGCUAUGGAGCGAUCCCGAAGAUCAAACCGGCUGGGGUGUAUCACCACGCGGUGCCGGCUACCUCUUCGGCUCGGAUGUUGUCUCGCAGUUUAACAGGACCAACGAGAUCGAUAUGAUAUGUAGGGCCCAUCAGCUGGUUAUGGAGGGGUUCAAAUGGCAUUUCAAUGAAACCGUUUUGACCGUGUGGUCGGCGCCAAACUAUUGCUACCGUUGCGGCAAUGUGGCUGCCAUUUUGGAACUGAACGAGUACCUGCAUCGUGACUUUGUCAUAUUCGAGGCGGCACCACAGGAGAGCCGGGGCAUACCAUCAAAGAAGCCCCAGGCUGACUAUUUUCUCUAAGACUACAACCACAGCCACCGCCACAGCUACAGCACAGCCACUAGCACUACCA